This is a messenger RNA of Cyphellophora europaea CBS 101466, 2688 nucleotides long. RefSeq lists its product as uncharacterized. NCBI's taxonomy places the organism in Eukaryota, Fungi, Ascomycota, Eurotiomycetes, Chaetothyriales, Cyphellophoraceae. The transcript has a single exon. Bases 1 to 2688 code for a protein of 895 amino acids. The record is from RefSeq and is a predicted model, not a curated record.
AUGGCAUCGCAAAUGUCAUGGGAUCACCAACAUUUGGCUUCUCCACAUGUCCCGAGCCCCAGCCCGUCCCCCUCAGGAUCAUUGAAGGGCCUCUUGAGCAGGACGCUCAGUCGUGGCCGAGCUACUCAGCCUGUGCACCCUCGGAAGCCGAAGUCCAGACCCUCCAGUCCCAAGUCGCCAGACUGCCUUCGCGAGCCAGCGUCUACAACAGCGACGACACGAGCGCGAAGUACAACAUGGUCAGGUCACAGCCGCAACAAAUCACAUAAAGCGAGUAAAUGCUCCCCGGGCAGGGCCUCCUCGGCAAAGAAUCCUCCUCCCUUUGCAGAAGCGUUCAGGCACGCCAUCUUACAUGCUAAGCUUGAGACUCCUGUGGCGACAGGCACUUCGAAAGCCAGCAAGGGUGCUGCUCUGUCCCCUGCACUAGCAGUCGACGUCGUUGCCUCGCCACGUCAAGGAGUCGGCCGGGGAAGCCGCUCAAACUCAGCUAGCCAUACACUGGUGACCAAGCUCUUCAUUCUAACAGAUGAUGCUUGCAUUCUGCAGUAUCUGUGUGAUGGACCGUCAAACAGGACACCCGAGAAAGUCCUCGAACUUGGACCUCAGUCUAUUUCCGUGGCAAGCGACGCGAUAGUAGGCAAGCACUGGGUCCUGAAUGUCGUCUAUAAUGGCAGUGACGCUUCAGCCCCGUCAAACGAGUCGCUGAAGCCAUCGCGACCGAGGCUCUUUUCUCGAUUGUCAUCCGAGGCCAAGAAACAGACUCGAGAAAUGCUCCUUGUCUUCGAGAAUGACUGCAAAUUCAAUCAGUGGCUCAUAUGUGUCCGCAAAGAGAUUGAAGCAUUGGGAGGUCUUGAGUAUCGCCCUGACUCGCGCGGUGUAGUCUCAAUGCUCGAAACGACGCCCGCUGCCACCAAUGAUAUUGGAUCCGGUCACUGUAGGUCAGCGCCUUUUAUCCCACCAGCAGCGGUCACGCCCAGCAGCAGGGAUUAUCAUGCAUCAGACGACGUGACCAUGUCACCACAAUCUACAACUCGCUCUUCUGUUGGCACCACUACCGAUCUCGACAGGCUGCGCGACUCAUGUUUGCUAGAUAACAGAUCCUUCAACAGUGGAACUGGGUCGAGCUACGCCGACUCGAUCCAAGAGCAGAUCAUACCGGACAUCAACAUUGUGCUGACGGACGCCACUCAAUUCGAGGCCCCGAAUGCAGCCUCUCCAGCUGGCCGUCGGAAGAAGCCACAGCCCAUCAUUGUGUUGCCGAGACCAAGGAGACGCUCAGCGUCCUGCUCUCCGGGCCUGGCGUCGCCAUCUUUUCCCCGAACGCCUACACUGGCAACCGACGCAGUACAUACCAUGGCAGGUGCCUUUGACAAGCCUGCAUCACCGGUGACCCCUGUCAGUCCUGGAAGACAUGACCUCACUCCUUUCUCAUUUAUGGAGAAAUUUCAGUUCACACCGUAUACGGGUGCAGAGCGUCUGCCUUUUUCUUCAAGCUCCAGUACUUCGAGGUCCACAUCGAUGGAACGAACUCUACGGGAAUUCGACCAGAGAUCAACUCCUGCAUUGCAAUACCAGGCAGAGUUUGAUCGUUUUGCAGGCGAUACAGACAUGGCCCCCCACGAAAGACCAGAGCGGCCUUCACUGUCUCGGCUACCGUCCGCAGCUCCGCCGCCAUAUAGUCUCGCACCACAGAGAAAAUCGUCUCUGAUCUUUCGGGAUAAAUCGGUCUCGCGAGCCCGCUCGGUGGGCAAUCUUAUGGGUCUCGGUAUCAGUGGACAGACAGGUACAGACCUCACUGCCCGCGCGACGAAUGGCCACCGCGAUUUUUCCACCUCAGCCGAGACAGUGACUUUGCUCGGAUCUGAUGCUGGAAAUCCCACUACUUCGAAAUCUGUGAAGGAAGAAGCCAACUCUUGCUUUGGCGGCGAAGGGUCUAUGGUCACGGGAGAGUCUCUAGCGCUUGGGUUGGAUGCCGAUGCUGAAGUCAGUAACGAGAGUAAGGGCUUGCCGGCUGAAAGCACGGAAGGGCUGACACAGCAACGGCGAGCGAACCAAUGCCCAGAAAUGAGCCGCCAGAAGAGUAUGCCGAAUCUCAUCUGCAGGUCGCAGCCUCCAAUUGCUCCCCCACCAAGUGGUCCGUUACCUGCCAUACCCUCCCAGACGUCAGCUUCGAGGCAAAACCAGCGAGGGCGGUCUGUGAGUCCCCCCCUAGAGACAACUAGCCAUGGGUUCGGCCCACGCCACCUUCGGUCAACCACGAUGGACUCUCCACGCGCACAGAGAAUUUCGCCUCUUAGCUCAAAUCCUGUAUCCCCGGCGGAGAUAAAAUUCGCCCACCGACUGUCAACCGUCAACGGCUUUGCGCCGGUCGCCGCCAACCCGUCUUUGUCUGCGACAGAAAUGCCACGCGAGCGGAAAGCUAGCAUCACCAAGGGCCCUCCUCCCUCGACAUGGGAGAUCUGGAAGAAAUCGCCCAAGAUUGCGUCCGCACCAUCGUCCAGAAGGAGCAGUCUGUGGACCACCACUCCGCCAGUUGCUCAGAAAGCGGCCCCGGUGCCUAGUAUCGACGCCUUGUUGCAGAAGCCUCUACCGGUGGAGUCCGACCAUAUCGCGCACGACUCGGCGGAAGAAACGCGCGAGGCGAGUACCAUCGAAAUUAAUGGUUUCAAGUUCCCUGUUGCCAUUUGA